Microplitis demolitor is the source of this 3034-nucleotide messenger RNA. It is a transcript of the gene Hr96, whose product is annotated as nuclear hormone receptor HR96. Gene Ontology annotation, molecular function: zinc ion binding; RNA polymerase II cis-regulatory region sequence-specific DNA binding; nuclear receptor activity. Gene Ontology annotation, biological process: cell differentiation; positive regulation of transcription by RNA polymerase II; negative regulation of transcription by RNA polymerase II. The record is from RefSeq and is a predicted model, not a curated record. Lineage: Eukaryota; Metazoa; Arthropoda; Insecta; Hymenoptera; Braconidae. The transcript has 5 exons. The coding region runs from base 345 to 2480 and encodes 711 amino acids.
UGACAGAGGGGUGUGAUAAAGACAGAUUAUAGGUAAUGAACAUUUAUAUUUCUUAAAAUAAUUUAACAGAUCAUUCAGCACACGUUUUUACUGCAUAGAUCACUAAGUGUUGAUAAGUGAGAGUCAAUUUAAAGUUUCAUUCAAGCUGUCAUUUAAAAUAAUUCGUACUCCUCAACCAACACUUGCUACCAAAGUUAUUAUUAUAAUUCGUGAGUUAAAUAAUAAUGAGUCACAGCUAAUUGUCCUCGUGGAUGAUUUAAUAACUAAAGAGCGCAAACAAGCGAUGAGGUGAUUUAAAAAUAAUAUUUUAAUGUCAGUGGACGCGAACUAUUUAUUUAAAAGAUAUGGAAGAUGAACAAACUGGUGGUAGAGAAGCCAACAAAAUUUGUGGAGUCUGUGGAGAUCGUGCCCUAGGAUACAAUUUCAAUGCUGUGUCAUGUGAAAGUUGCAAAGCCUUUUUCCGGAGGAAUGCCUUAAAAAAUAAGGAUUUCAAGUGUCCGUUUUCGGCAAAUUGUAAUGUCACGCCUGUUACCCGACGAUUUUGUCAGAAAUGCCGGCUGGACAAGUGCUUCAACAUCGGUAUGAGGAAGGAGUACAUCAUGACAGAGGAAGACAAGGUCCUGAAGAAACAAAAAAUUGAAGAGAAUCGGGCCAAGAAGCGAUCGAGUGAUGAUACUCGAGGCCCUAGGAUGAAGAGAGAAGUUGUUGAAGACGCGAGCUUUGAUGACACGUCGAUGUCAGUCGCUUCGGUAGCAUCGACAGCUUCUGAAACUUACUUUUGGGAGUCUGAUAAAAAGUACACGGACUUAGAUGCCAACAGAGAACGAACUGUCGAGAGCAUGAGUCCAGCAACGGCUGCAAGUGUACCGAGUCCUUCGAGUCCUCCUGAGAAUCGAGACAUCAUUGGCUCGAAAACGUUGGAUAUGCUCAAGGAUUCGACGCACUCGAGCCAGUUUUUCCGUAAAUGUCAUGGCCCUUUUUCUAGAGACGAUCCUUGCCGUUCGGAAAAAAUCAGCGAUGAGUCGACGAGCAGCACGAAAGAUUCUCACUUUAAUAAUUCGUGUGAGUUCUCAUCAGAGUUAGCUAAUAGUAAUUUGAAUGGAGAAAGACAUUCAGAGGUGGUAACAAGAGAUAGAUCGAAAAACUCUUCAGUAAUUAGAGAGCGCAGUAGAGAAGACGGGAACUGCGCGAGAGAAAAUAUUAAAAUAAAGUCAACAUCGACUAAGUCAAUUGAUAAAUCCGACUUUCUUGUUAAAGUUUUACUCAGUAAUCCACAAUUAGUUGCUAAAUUAUUACAAGACAAAAGUAUUGUUGCUAAAAUAAUGUCAGAUCCUGAAGUUGCGGUUACGCUGGCAAAUAGUCCGCAGAUGUCGAAACUUUUUGAUCCUAAUGAUACUCAAGAAUCCGUCAGCACUAGCAUAGCCUCAAGUAGUUUUACAGAUAAAGUUUCAAAUAAUAUAAUUUGUAAUAUACUGGAUUCGGAGCAGCACAGUGUUGACAAUCCAAUUCUAACGAAUCUAAUAACGAAUGAGAAGUCGGGGGAUAGUAAUAAUAAAGUAGAUGAGUCUCCUACUAGUAUUAGUAAUAAUGACUGGAGCAAAAGUACCGAUGACGUUACCAGAGAUGUGGUUCAAGAUGUUCAAAGAAUUCCAAUAGCUGUUAAUUCAAUAGAAUCUAUAUUAUGUGAAGCUAUUAAAUUAGAAUUUUCGGCUUACUCAGCUUUGGGUGGCAAUCAAAAUAGUAGAGAAUUAAAUGACGCUGAACGCGCUAAAUUAAAUGAAUUAAUUGUUGCUAAUAAAGCACUACUCGCACCCCUAGAUGAUGAUAUCACGAAUUUAGUUGGUGAAGAAUGUCGAUUUAAGGGUACUGCUGGAUAUUCUGAUCCUGUGCUUCUAGAUGUAAUAAAUUUAACAGCAAUAGCUAUCAGAAGAUUAAUAAAAAUGUCGAAGAAAAUAAACGCAUUCAAAAAUAUGUGCCAAGAAGAUCAGUUGGCACUUUUGAAAGGCGGAUGUACAGAAAUGAUGAUCUUGAGAUCAGCUUUGAAUUAUGAUUCUGACAAAGAUAUAUGGAAAAUACCUCAUAGUCAAGAAAGAAUGUCAAAAAUAAAAGUUGAUGUGCUUAAAGAAGCUAAGGGUAAUCUUUAUUCCGAGCAUUCUAAGUUUGUAAGGACUUUUGAUUCUCGGUGGCGGGAUGAAAAUAUUAUUUUAAUACUCAGUGCUAUUGCUCUCUUUUCACCUGACAGACCACGUGUCGUACACAGCGACGUCAUUAAAUUAGAACAGAAUUCUUAUUAUUAUUUAUUGAGACGUUAUCUGGAGAGUAUUUAUCCAGGAUGUGAGGCCAAGUCAACAUUUUUAAAACUGAUACAAAAAAUAUCCGAGCUUCAUAGACUUAAUAAUGAAGUCGUUGAUGUUUAUUUGAAUGUAAAUCCUUCGAGUGUCGAGCCACUUUUGAUUGAAAUAUUUGAUUUAAAACACUAGGUAAUUAAAAUACAGCCGAAUUAUAUUAAGUCUGACAUCUAGUCGAUGGAGGAACGGAAAUUUUUUUUAAAUUCAUGAGUUUGAAUGUAGCACAGACAAAUUUUAAAUUAUCAAUAAAUAGAGUAAGUAAUUAAUGAAAUAAAAUUUUUAAAUUAAACGCAUUUUUCAAAAAAAUUAUUUAUUUAAUUAUUUAUUCUAUUUAUUUAUAGUUUUAAGUUUAUCUGCUACAUUCACUCAUAAAAAUUCAACCCCUUGGCUGGGUGACUAAUCCGCAGCGGGGUCAGAAGGAAAAUUCAAAUUUAACAGAAUCAGACAUUAGAAUUCGGCUGAAUAGAUAAUGACAUACCAUUAAAGUAUAUAUUUUAAAAUAAACUAAUUAAAUUUAUCAAGUAUUUAGCUUAUAAAUGUUGAUAUUAUUUAAUAAUUAUGUUAAAAGUAUGAUAAUAUAUUUUCUACUUUAAAACAAUCAAAAAUAUUGUAUAGAUAAAAAAUUUAUUUUAUGAUUAUUAAGUUUGUUGAUUUAAUUUUAAUUAUUUAAAUAAAUAUCAACAAUU